Telopea speciosissima is the source of this 2531-nucleotide messenger RNA. RefSeq names its product U-box domain-containing protein 13-like. NCBI's taxonomy places the organism in Eukaryota, Viridiplantae, Streptophyta, Magnoliopsida, Proteales, Proteaceae. Gene Ontology annotation, molecular function: protein binding; ubiquitin-protein transferase activity. The transcript is spliced from 4 exons. The record is from RefSeq and is a predicted model, not a curated record. Gene Ontology annotation, cellular component: nucleus; cytoplasm. The coding region runs from base 151 to 2172 and encodes 673 amino acids. Gene Ontology annotation, biological process: cell surface receptor signaling pathway; protein ubiquitination.
CUUUUCAAGUGUUUCAAAUGACCUCCAUCCGUUAUAGCUAUUUGCCCUCUCCGCCUUAGUCAGCUCAAAUCCCGAUUUCUCCGCUUCUUCUUUUCUGAUAAUCGAUAGGCUGGUGGAGACUGGAGGGACACUGGAAUCUCAGCUGAAGACAUGGAAGAAGAGAAGGGAGUGGUGAUCCAGAAGCUGAUUGACAUGGUUAAUGAGAUCUCUACAAUCUCCGACUACAGAUGUGCCAUCAAGAAGCAGUUUUGCAACCUAGCUAGGCGAUUGAAGCUCUUAUUGCCUAUGUUCGAAGAGCUCAGGGACAGCAAAGACCCCUUUCCUGAGGACACUCUCAUUCCCCUCACGUCUUUGAAGGAGGCCCUGGAAUCAACUAAGGAGCUCCUCCGAUCGGGUAGUCAAGGGAGCAAAAUUCAUUUGGUCCUGGAAAGGGAGCAAAUAAUGAACCAAUUCCAGGAAGUGACAGCUUGGCUGGAGCAAGCUCUGAGCGGAAUUUCCUAUGACAAACUCGAGAUAUCAGAUGAAGUUAGGGAGCAGGUUGAGCUAGUGCUAGCUCAGUUUAGAAGAGCCAAAGGACGGGUUGAUGCACCUGAUGUUGAGCUUUAUGAAGAUUUAUUAUCUGUUUACAUCAGAAGCAGUGAUGCAGACGUUGAUCCGGCUGUGCUUAGGAGAUUAGCUGAAAAGUUACAGUUGAUGGGCAUAAAUGACCUCAAACAAGAGUCUCUGGCUUUGCAUGAGAUGGUUGUCUCCAAUGCUGGAGAUCCUGGGGAGAGCAUAGAAAAGAUGUCGAUGCUACUAAAGAAGAUUAAGGAUUUUGUGCUGACUGAAAACCCUGACAUGGGAGCUCCUGAAAGUUUAAAUUGUCCAUCAAGUGGCAAUACACAACCAUUGGCUGAUGGGAAUCCAAAAUCUCUUGUCAUACCAGAUGAUUUCCGCUGUCCGAUAUCCCUGGAGUUGAUGAAAGAUCCAGUUAUUGUAUCCACAGGACAGACCUAUGAGCGAUCAUUCAUUGAGAAAUGGCUUGAAGCGGGUCAUCUCACGUGUCCAAAGACACAACAGAACCUUUCUAGUGCUUCCUUGACACCCAACUACGUCUUGCGUAGCCUCAUAGCUCAGUGGUGCGAGGCUAAUGGGAUAGAACCACCUAAACGACCUAGCAAUUCACGCCCCAGUAAGACCACCUCUGUCUGCUCACCUGCUGAAUGUGCGAAGAUUGAUAUUCUCCUUCGCAAACUGACUUCUGGCAACCUUGAGGACCGGAGAUCAGCUGCAGGUGAGCUACGCCUUCUUGCCAAGCGCAAUGCUGACAACCGUGUGUGCAUUGCUGAGGCUGGUGCCAUUCCCCUCCUUGUUGGCCUCCUCUCGACUUCUGACCCUCGCACUCAGGAGCAUGCUGUCACUGCCCUUCUGAACCUUUCCAUUUGUGAGGAUAACAAAGGGCGCAUCGUAUCUUCUGGGGCUGUCCCUGCCAUUGUACAUGUGCUCCGGAAAGGCAGCAUGGAGGCACGGGAAAAUGCAGCAGCCACACUAUUCAGCCUUUCUGUGGUGGAUGAAAACAAGGUGACAAUUGGUUCAUCAGGGGCAAUACCAGCACUUGUGACGCUGCUUAAUGAAGGUAGCCAACGGGGAAAGAAGGAUGCAGCAACAGCCCUAUUCAAUCUGUGCAUAUACCAAGGGAACAAGGGAAGGGCAGUGCGGGCUGGAGUAGUGCCAACACUGAUGAGACUGCUGACCGAACCUGGAGGUGGAAUGGUAGAUGAAGCAUUGGCCAUACUAGCUAUACUGGCAAGCCAUCCCGAGGGGAAGGCAGCAAUAGGAGCUGCAGAAGCUGUGCCUGUCUUGGUUGAGGUGAUAGGGAGUGGGUCACCGAGGAACAGGGAGAAUGCAGCAGCAGUGUUAGUGCACUUGUGCUCAGGGGACCAACAGUAUCUAGCAAAGGCUCAGGAGGUUGGUGUGAUGGGUCCCUUAACAGAUUUGGCACAGAAUGGAACAGAGAGAGGCAAGCGAAAGGCUGCACAAUUGCUUGAGCGUAUGAGCAGAUUUUUUGAGCAGCAGGAGGCUCAGGCACAGGCACAGGCACAGGCACAGGGUCAGCUGGAAGCCGAGGUCCAAGGUCAGGCUCCUAACCAACAAACACAGGUGCCACCUACAGCAAGUGGUGUUGAUAGAUGAGUAUGUAGUUUAUAGUCUUCAUUUUCGCUUGGUUUCUUUGUCAAGAGAAACAAAAGAAGCCGUUGCUUUGUCCAGGGGAAAAGCCGGAAAGGUGGAAGAUCACCUGUCCAGCCACUGAGGUAUUUGUUUUUUUGUUUUUUUCUUUUUUUGGUGUGGUCGUGGGAAUUGGGAAUUACACGUUCGAGAGAGGAAAAUUUAAGAGCCAUCCAAAGAAGAGAAAGGCAAGAAUGCUAUUUGGCAUAUGAGACGUUCUGAUGUAGAAGGCUGAAAUGCAAUUGGCAUAAAUGUGUAACCUAUUGAUGUAAAAUGUACUACAGUAAACACAUUAGUUUUUUGGAAAGAGAACUCUUGAUCCACAA